This is a messenger RNA of Dreissena polymorpha, 7901 nucleotides long. Its product is annotated as E3 ubiquitin-protein ligase TRAF7-like. Gene Ontology annotation, molecular function: protein binding; zinc ion binding. The record is from RefSeq and is a predicted model, not a curated record. The transcript has 16 exons. NCBI's taxonomy places the organism in Eukaryota, Metazoa, Mollusca, Bivalvia, Myida, Dreissenidae. Bases 141 to 2045 code for a protein of 634 amino acids.
GAUUGUCUUGCAAGGAAGUUAAUAUCGUUUCCUUAGUUUUAAGUCACCGAUUAAGUACCAAAAUAAAGUUUCUUGAUUUUUUUUACUGUUUUCAAUUAAUUGAGAAGUAGAAUGGUAUUUUGUCUUUAGACCAUUAAACAAUGGCUGCCGGACAAACUGUUCGAGAAAGUUUUUCUGUGACAGAGGACAGUCCGGUUGUUUUUGUCACAGAACCAAGCCCACACUUCCUCUGCCCGUUUUGCAGGAAGCUGUACCAGGAACCUGUGAUUAUAAAUGGCUGCGGACAUACCAUAUGUAAACAGUGUGCGUCGACCAUCGACAAGUGUCCCAUUGAUCAUAAAGUCUUUGUUCGAGAACAAAUGAUAGUGAACAGGUUUGUUGUUGACCACAUAGAGGACCUUCUGAUAUAUUGCAAACAUGGCCUGUUGAAGCAAGGUGAUACACAUGUACAAGACCCCUCUGGCUGUCAGGAAAAAAUACACCUUGGAACUAGGGUCCAGCAUGAAGAGAACUGUCAGUUUAAGAUCGUCCCCUGCUCAAACCCCAGCUGCGAGGCAAAGUGCCGCAAGUGUGAAAUGGUAGAACAUAAGAAAGUGUGUAAUUACAACAAAUGUUCUCAUAGUAACAAAGGGUGUGAAUUCCAAGGGAGAGAAGAGGACACUCAGCUUCAUGAGACCACAUGUGGGUACAGGGCCCUUCAGCCCAUCGGGGUCAGCAGUGCAUUGGAGCAAAAGACUGUCCAGCUAGAGACCAGCAAUAGGGAGCUAGUGAAGCAGGUGUCCAGUCUGAACAUGAGGUUGGGUCAGCUGGAGGAGGUCAACACAUCCUUGCAAGGUCAACUCACCGAGUGCAACAAGGCUUUAAAAGAGCUCAAUCAGAAGUAUGAGACGGUGGUGUCCUCUAUAGAGCAGGUGGUUACUAUGAGAAACCGAAGGUCAUAUGGGUCACCGGGGGGUCAAGGGGAAGGUCGUCCAAGGUCAACGUCUUCCAGCAUACGUCAGACGUACCAGAGUUCAAUUCGCCACUCGUUGUCAGGAAGUCCGCCAGGUAGCAGAAUGGAUAAAUGGAACAUGCCUUUCCAGUUCAAAUGUAUUGGGACACUUAGGGGUCACCAAGAUGUGGUAUGGUGCAUGGCAAGUAAGGACCGCAAGCUGUACAGCGCGGGUAAAGACAGGUCGGUCAAGAUCUGGGACCUGGACAAUCUGCAGAGGGGUUGUAUCAAAACCAUCCAGGGGCAUGCUGACACGGUCCAGUGCAUGUGUAUUGGUGGUGACAACCUGUACACUGGUGGCCAUGACAACACCAUCUACUGCUGGAGCCUUGAGGACUACAGUCUAGUGAAAUCAGUCACGGGGGCCCAUGACAACGUCAUCUGCACAAUGGCCAUUGCUGGAGCCUACCUCUUCACUGCCUCUUUCUCAUUACAGGAGGCCCAUGACAACAUCAUCUGCACAAUGGCCAUUGCUGGAGUCUACCUCUUCACUGCCUCUUUCUCACUCAUCAAGAUCUGGGAAGCCAAAACCAUGACCUGGAAACACACGAUACCAGGUCUACACCACUGGGUGCGAGCCCUGGCACUUAACCCUGACAAGGACAAGUUGUUCAGUGGGUCACACAACACUAUAGACAUAUGGAGUGUAACCGAGCCAUUCAGUCUGCGCGGAAAGGUGGACCAUCAGUUUGGGUCCAUUUAUUCAUUAGCAGUCACAUCUAAGUACAUUAUAGCUGGCACGUACAAUCAAAACAUUCAAGUGUUUGAUGCGGCUAAUUUUCAACACAUUCGGGAGCUCAUGGGUCAUGUGGGGAUGAUACACAGUCUAACAACGUCCCUGUCUGGUCGCUUCUUGUUUUCUGCCUCCACAGAUGCUUCCAUUCAGAUCUGGAACCUGGAGAACAUGUUACCCAUCCAGACCCUGCAGAGACAUGAAGGCAGUGUCAACACUCUGGUUGUACACAGGGACUUCCUCUUCUCAGGGUCUGAGGACAAGGAAAUUAAGGUGUUCAUGUACUUCCAAAUGCAGAUGGGGUUUGCCGUGAAUACCUGAAAAUGAUGUUGUGUUAUGAGAACUGGUGAGCUUUAAGGAUUGAGGCCUGUUCUCAACACCCUAGGAGUACUCACAUAGACUUCAGAAUCAUAGCCGCAGACGCCCACAAUUGCAGCCACUAUAUUUUGAGUUAUAUCUGUUCCAGAAGAGGAUGAUUUCUUCAGAGAUUGCAAUAACUGUAUAUGACACAUGCGCACAUGGGGAGCUUUUGGGAUUGCCUUUUGUUCGAUGUGUAUCCUAAGUUGUGUGUUGAACAUCAUGGGCCAUCAUUAUUCACCUGAAGAAGCCGCAUUUAUGCCCAAUCUUCAUGAAACUUGUCAAGAUUAUUCGUCUCAAUGAACACUCAGCAGUUUUUCAAACUGGGUGACCUUGGGGUAAAAAAACUGGGUCACAAGGUCGAAUUAAAGGAAAACCUUGUUAAGACCCUAAAUGUCACUUGUUUCGCCCAAUCUUCAUGAACCUUGCUCAGAACAUGUAUUCUCAUAAUGUCUUGACUUAGUGUGAAAAUGGGCCACAGAAAAACAUCGCAGCUAACGUUUGAUGCAGUUUUUACUUAAAUUUCUAUAUUGAAACUUAAUUAAAAGCACCUGUUCAACAGUUUAUAUCCUUGGGGUCUUAGUUGAGUGCCUGAGGGCCUCAGUCUGUCUUGUUUAUUAAACUGAAGAAAAUAUUCAUUCAAGCCUUAGUAAUGCCUUCAUUUUACAUGAAACAUUUCAUGUAAAAGCAUUAUAAUGUUUGAUGAAAGAGCAGCGCUAUUGGAUAAUGGGGCUUAAUGCAUGAAGUGUUGUCAUAGAUUAGCCAUUGCAGCCCGCUUGAUUUUCAUAGAGAGGAGACUUCAUUUCAAUUUAAAAACAAUAAAAGAGUGGAACGUAGCCCAGUUUUCCCAGAGAGUGGCUCAAUGCUGUACAUGUAUUUCUUAAUGAUGAAUACCAGGUGGGAAUUAACUUUAGAUAGCUCAAAGGGCAUGAUGGUUUUUAGAGAAUCUUUAUUUUAUAAGUAAAAGAUCACUUUUGACUUUGGUCGCUUGUAUUGGAUUAUGGACAUAUGCAUGCCUAGAAAUGCCAAAUAUUUGUUUUGGUGCGUUUAAAAUUAAUGCCAAUUUUUAAAAGUGUGAUAAUUGAUACACAUAAUUGUUGAUUCAUUGUUGUUUACAUUCCCUGCAUACCUUAUCUGCAAUUUCAUUGGAAAUGUGUCUUUUUUUGUUACUACAUGUAUGAUAUUUUCCUGUGUGCUGGUCACACUCUGUAUCAACAAUCAUUAUAUAGGCGGUGCUCUGUGAAAAGGGGGUUUAAUGUGUAUGUGCGUAAAGUGUAGUCCCAGAUUAGCCUGUGCAGUUUAAUGCAUGUGCGUCAAGUGUAGUCCCUGAUUAGCCUGUGCAGUUUGCAUAGGCUAAUCAGGGAUGACACUUUCCGCCUAAACUUGAUUUUUGAUAAGAAGAGACUCUUUAAACAAAAAAUAUUAUAAUAUAAUAAGUGUCGUCCCUGAUUAGCCUGUGCAGUCGGGGACAACAUUAAACCCCCUUUACACAGAGCUUGGCUCAUAUAUGUGUGUGUAAGGUGUAGAAUUGUUUCAUUUAAAGUCAAUACUUUAAUCAAUAUACUGAUUGUAGUGAGGUUUUUAGUUGACUUAGUGUUAUUGAUGCAACUUGGAUAAUCAACAGAUAAUUACAAGUUAAUUUCAGUAUUUGAUUUGAAGGCAUUGUGUUUUCAUAUUUAUUUUAAUACAUGUUACUUUUAUCGUAUAAAUAAAAUAACUUUAAGUAUUACUCAAUAAAAAAUGGUAAAUUUGUUUAUUUUAUUUGAAUUUAUAUUGUAAGUGAUAAAAUUUGUAUAUUGCUUUUAGACAGUGACAUGCUUGUUUGACAGAAUUGUGAUUUUAAUUUUUUAACAUUUUGUAUUUCUAUUAAAUGUUUUCAUGUUAAACAUUCCUACGCAUAGUAGAGUUAUAUUUCACAUAUAUAUUUACAUCAGUUGCACAUGUUCAAUUAUCACUGAAGUGAUACAAAUAGACUGAAAUAACAUGUUGUGUGGGUUAUGUGUCCACAUGCAAAUAGACUGAAAUAACAUGUUGUGUGGGUUAUGUGUCCACAUGCAAAUAUACUGAAAUAACAUGUUGUGUGGGUUAUGUGUCAACAUGCAAAUAGACUGAAAUAACAUGUUGUGUGGGUUAUGUGUCCACAUGCAAAUAGACUGAAAUAACAUGUUGUGUGGGUUAUGUGUCCACACGCAAAUAGACUGAAAUAACAUGUUGUGUGGGUUAUGUGUCAACAUGCAAAUAGACUGAAAUAACAUGUAGUGUGGGUUAUGUGUCCACAUGCAAAUAGACUGAAAUAACAUGUUGUGUGGGUUAUGUGUCCACACACAAAUAGACUGAAAUAACAUGUUGUGUGGGUUAUGUGUCCACACGCAAAUAGACUGAAAUAACAUGUUGUGUGGGUUAUGUGUCCACAUGCAAAUAGACUGAAAUAACAUGUUGUGUGGGUUAUGUGUCCACAUGCAAAUAGACUGAAAUAACAUGUUGUGUGGGUUAUGUGUCCACAUGCAAAUAGACUGAAAUAACAUGUUGUGUGUCCACAUGCAAAUAGACUGAAAUAACACAUUGUGUGGGUUAUGUGUCCACACGCUGAAUUUUGUUUGUGCUUGUUUAUACACAUAUAUUGUGAUAAUGGUUAUAUAUUUGCAUGUAUUUUACAUUUUUUAACUGCCAACAUAAAGUAUGUGGCAUUAAGCAUUACUGUUGUUAGUUCAUCAGGAUGCAAUCAGUUUUACAAUUGUGUCAUGCAUGGCUCCAACAAAUUUGUGUUCUCAACUCAUCUAUACCUGUUUGGUGUAUUUCCCUCAAACUUUCACACUUGAAUGACCUUAAUGCUGAUUGAUAAAGAAAUGACUUAGUCUUUGACUGGUUUAUGCAAAAUUAUUGCCCGUGUUUUCUUUCCACUGUGAAAUACAUGAUCACAACAAGUGACUUUUUGGAGGAUUUUGCUCAAACUUUCACAGCUGAAUGAUUCAACCCUUUACCACUUAGAUAUCUAUUUAGGUGUAUUUGUGAUAGUUACUGCAACAAAGUUGGUAUUGAGGAUAUCAGUGACUCUGACAAUGGGAGAUUUGGCAGAUAUAGAAUUGCUAGGGAUCAGCGUUACUGUGUUAUUUUGUAAUUCACAAGAUAUUGAAGGCAAACAUCAUUUCAUGGUGAUAUGUCUAUUUUUAGAGGAGAUACGCAAAAAAUAUGUUCAAAAGUACAAAUAUCAACGCCAAUCUAUGUUUUAGUUUUUGAAAUUUUUGGGCAUUGAUUACAAAACCAAAUUGAAUAAAAUUUCGCUUUUCAUUAUAUACGCAUUAAAUAAAAGAAACUCUUUUUUGAUUGUUAAGUUCAUCCUCGUAAAACAAAGACACAUACUUAAAAUUGUUGAAUUAACACAAAAUGUAUAAAAUAAUCAAAUGUAAUAUGUUUUUAGCUCACCUGAUUGCUCAGGUGAGCUUUUGUGACUGGUCUUUGUCCGUCUUCCCUCCGUCGUCCACAUUUGGUUUGUAAACACUCUAGAGGCCACAUUUCAUGUCCAAUCUUCAUGAAACUUGGUCAGAAGAUUUGUCCCAAUGAUAUCUCUAUCAAGUUCGAAACUGGGUCAUGCUGGGUCAAAAACUAGGUCAUAAGGUCAAAAAAAAGAAAAACCUUGUAAACACUAGAAGUCACAUUUCAUGCCCAAUCUUCAUGUAACUUUGUCAAAAUGUUUGCCUUAAUGAUAUGUUGGACGAGUUCAAAAGUGGUUCUGGUCCGUUGAAAAACAUGGCCACCAGUGGGCGGGACAGUUUUCCUUAUUUGGCUAUAGAGAAACCUUGUAAACACUUUAGAAGUCACAAUUUUUGCCCAAUCAUCAUGAAAGUUGGUCAAAACAUUGGUUUUAUUAAUAUCUCGAACGAGUUCGAAAAUAGUCCAGAUCGGUGAAAAAACAUGGCCGCCAGUGGGCGGGGCAUUUUUCUCUAUAUGUAUAUAGUGAAAACAUGUGAACACUCUAGAAGUCACAUUUUUGGCCCAAUUUUCAUGAAAUUUGUUCAGAACAUGUGUUUCCUUGAUAUGAGAGUUGAGUUCGAAAAUGGUUCCGGUCAGUUGAAUAACAUUGCUGCCGGGGGGGGGGGCAGUUUUCUUAUAUUUAUAUAGUAAAAAAACUUUGUGAAAAUUCUAGAAAUCACAUUUUUUGCCCAAUCAUCAUGAAACUUGGUACAAAGAUUGGUUUUAUAUAUAUAUCACAUAAUUAAUGCCAUUAUUAUUGUUCUUAGAUUGUCAAAAUUUUCAUUAUACAAAAUCCUUGUAAACACUCUAUAGAGGUCACAAUUUUGUUUCAGAUUUUAUGAACCUUGGUCAUAAUAUUUAUUUUUGUAAGCAAAGUUUGAUGUUUGGUAAGGGGUGGGGGGGGGUCAACUCAAAAUAUAGGUCAUCAGGUCAAAUCUUACAAAAACAAAAACACUCCAUAUGCCAGAGUUUUGGUUCAAUAAUGAUGAAACUUGACCAGGAUGUUUGUCUGGACAAUAUCUAGGUCAAGUUUGAGGUUUGGUAAAGAUUGAAUGAAACAACUCCUAAGGUGAGGGAACUAGAGCCAUCUUGGCCCUCUUGUUUAAUAAGGACCAGGUAUAUCGUAUGUUCUGAAAUGUAAACCAUAGGUACUGAAAUAAUAUUUUUAACGUGACAUAAAUCUUCGUAAUCAUGCUUUGUUAAUUUUGUUAUUUGGAUGAUUGACAUUGGGCAAGUAAUAAUAAAAAAACAUUUUCUGUUCAUAUAGUUUAAGUUAAACUUAAGAAUGUAUAACACCAUAACAUUAAUUGUAUGUGGUUAAGUCAAGCAUAGGUUUCUAUGUAAAAACAGCAAUUGUAUAAGUUAAUUGUACAAUUAGUAAAAUGCUUAUUAUACAUUAUGACUCAUAAAUGAUUGUAUGUAUGAAUCUGUUGAAAAUAAUUAAUGAUUUAAAUAUUAUGUACAAUGUUAUUUUGUAAAUAUGCAGACAAUUCUUGUUAGUUCGUCACUCUCCCUCAAAGAUUUAAAUAAUGCAAAAUUGAACAUUAUAUGCAUAACAGUUACAAAUGUGUUCCCGUGGUUUAAACCAAAGUGUUUUCAAAAAUAACGAUUUCUACAUAAAGGUAUUUAAACUUUAAUGUAGAAUCUGGUGAACGCCUGGCACCCAGUGCUUUUAUAACCAUAUCUCCUAUUCAAAUAUGAAGGAUUUUCAUGAAACUUUGUUAAAUAGUUGCGGUUAUUGUGACAAUUUGCAGAAGUCAUGGAUCUUUUACACCAGGUCAAGGUCAUGAUUACUCUCACAGUUUAAAUUUGUGAUACGCGUUUUUCGUGUAUGAACCAUAUGUUCUAUACCCAUGAAAGGAUUUUUAUGAAAUUAGUCUCAAACAAGGUAUUGCUCAUUGAUCCCACAUGAUGCAGGUAUAGACCAUUCACGCUUAAUCAAGGUCAAGGUCACAUUAUGCGAUUGAAUAUUAACGUGUGUAUGUUCCUGUCGUACUUUAUUUCCGUUGCCUUUUAAUGGUUUAUCACAUUGUGGCAAUGUGCGGAUGGCAAAGGUCAGUGACGCCUCGUCGAGGUAAAAGGUAACUAAUUUUAGGUCAAAAGAUAAUAUCGGGGGUAUAAAGCUGAAGUCCAUAAUAUCGGGGGUAUAGAGCUGAAGUCCAUGUUCCUAUGAUGUUGUUUUGUUUAUUUUGAUUUUUUGUGAAGAAAACGUGUUUUGUUGCGGUAGUGUAAUCUGUCGUGGUUGUUUGUACAUUCCUUAAACUUGCAUACAUUUCUGAGACGUUUUUUAGUAAUUUACUUUUAAAAUAAACUCUUUAAUUUUAAAAUAAAAUAUUUUCGCUAAAAAAG